Messenger RNA from Macrobrachium nipponense, 3311 nucleotides. Its product is annotated as catenin alpha-like. Gene Ontology annotation, cellular component: catenin complex; adherens junction. The transcript is spliced from 18 exons. The coding region runs from base 159 to 2921 and encodes 920 amino acids. NCBI's taxonomy places the organism in Eukaryota, Metazoa, Arthropoda, Malacostraca, Decapoda, Palaemonidae. Gene Ontology annotation, biological process: cell-cell adhesion; cell migration. The record is from RefSeq and is a predicted model, not a curated record. Gene Ontology annotation, molecular function: actin filament binding; cadherin binding; beta-catenin binding.
AACGGCUUGUAUGAAAAUGUUGAUGUGUAAGCACCUACAGUUAUCCGAAUAACAUUUCCCGUCCAGGAUUGUGUCACAACCUAUUCUGCCUCUACGUUUGCUUCCCACGAAAGGACUUAACUGCCAGCUCCACCAGGGAGGGAGAAUUACCAACCAAAAUGAAUGAGGAGGAAUCACCCACCGUGGAAUCGCAGCAUGAGACCCUCCUACUUCGAUGGGACAUCAAGAACAUCGAAAUCAGAACCCGGAGCGUGGAAAAAACUCUAGAGCCACUUGUGAUGCAGGUGACAACCCUGGUCAACUCGAGCGGGUCCUCGAAGAAGAAAAAGGGCAAGAGUAAAAGAGCCCACGUACUGGUGGCCGCUGUUGAGGCUGCAACAUCGCAUUUCAUCGAGCAAGGAAAGAUCAUUGCUAAGGAGAACCCCGACGUCAGCAAAGAAAUGCUCGACGUCGUGGAAGAAGUCAAGAAAGCAGGGGAGGACAUGUCCAGCAGUGCUAAGGAAUUCGCCGAAGACCCUUGCACGAGCGGCAAGCGGAAAACGAUGGUUCUGGCUGCCAGGAAACUGCUGGCUGCCGUCACGCGACUGCUCAUCUUGGCCGAUAUGGUGGAUGUGCACCGCUUGCUGAAGAGGCUGAAAGGGGUCGAGAACGACCUGGAAAACGUGAAAAAUGCCUCGAGUAACAGCGAGCUCCUGGAAAAAUUCCGCAUCUUCAACCAGAACACAGAGGACCUCAUCAACCAAGCGGCGAAACGCCAGCAGGAGCUCAAGGACCCGCGGUUGCAGGAUGACCUAGCGGCAGCGAGGGCCAUUCUCAAGAGGAACUCUGCUCUUCUCCUGACGGCUUCCAAGGCCUAUGUACGACACCCUGAGUUGGCAGCAGCCAAAGCCAAUCGAGAUUACGUCCUUCGACAAGUCUGCGAGGCCGUGAACACGAUCCACGACGUAGCCCAGGGGAAGGCCUCUGGCCUCAGCCACCUACCGCAGGAAAAAGCUGGAGCACUUUCAGUGGCGAUUGAUGUGUUUGAUAACUCGGCUGAAAUAGACCCUCUGGACUACAACGAAGUGACGUCUAGGCCUACUCUCGAGGAACAGCUGGAAGCCAUCAUCAGUGGAGCUGCCCUGAUGGCCGACUCCUACUCCACGCGGGACGAUCGCAAGCAGAGGAUCGUCCACGAAUGCAACGCCGUCAGGGAAGCCCUUCAGGACCUUCUCACGGAAUACAUGGACAAUGCUGGCAAAAGGGAGCCGUCAGCCGCCCUCGACCAGGCGCUGGGACACGUCCACGUGAAAACGCAGGACCUGCGCAGACAGCUGCGCAAGGCAGUUGUGGAUCACGUUUCAGAUAGCUUCGUUGCUACAGAUAUUCCCCUUCUGGCUCUAGUGGAGGCCGCGCGAAGCGGAGACCAGGAGAAAGUAGCGGAGUGCUCCAAGGUGUUCGCCGAUUACGCCCGCAACAUCGUAGAGGUGUCGAACCUCGCUUGUUUGAUGUCGAGCGACGAGGAUGGGACGAAGAUGGUCCGAUACGCGACGUCCCAGAUCGACCAACUGUACCCUCAGGUCAUCAAUGCAGCCGAGAUGCUCGUCCUCAGGCACAAGUCCAUGGUGGCCCAAGAGAACAUGGACUCUUUCAAAGAAGCCUGGGAGAACCAACUGCGAAUUCUGAUCGAAUCCGUCGAUGACAUCACAACGGUCGACGACUUCCUGGCUGUCUCCGAGAACCACAUCCUGGAAGACGUCAAGGCCUGCGUCCAGGCCAUCAGCGAAGGCGACCUGGACACCUUCGAGCGGGUGGCUGGCGCCAUUCGAGGUCGUUCGAGCCGCGUGUGCGACGUCGUCAGCGCCGAAAUGGACGACUACGAACCCUGCCUUUACACCGAGCAGGUCCUGAAGGCGGUUGAGAUGCUGAGAGAUAAAGCUAUUCCAAACUUCGGGAACUGCGUCGACAUCGUAUCGACGACCAUGAGGGACGACCCGUCGAAGGACAUCGACGAGAACGACUUCAUCGACGCGUCGCACCUCGUGUACGACGGGGUGAGGGAGAUUCGACUGGCGGUCGUCAUGAACAGAGGAGACGACGAACUCGACCCGGAGGAGUUCGUUACCAACCCUCUUCCGGAGAGAAUCAACAUUAGGAGUAGCAUGCUGUUGUCGACGGAUGACAUCCAAGCCAUCGACGAAUACCCAGAGGUGACGGGCAUCACCACCGCGCGGGAUGCCAUGAAGAACCUUAGCGACAGAGACAAGGACAAGAUCGCCGUGGAGGUCGAGAACUUCCAGGAGGAGAAGAAGAAGUUGGACAAGGAGGUGUCCAAGUGGGACGACUCCGGGAACGACAUCAUCGCCUUGGCCAAACACAUCUCCACCAUCAUGAUGCAGAUGACGGACUUCACCAGGGGGCGAGGCUCCCUGAAGACCACCAUGGACGUGAUCGAGGCGGCCAAGAAGAUCUCGAUGGCCGGCACGAAACUGGACAAGCUGGCCCGGGAGAUCGCCGAGAAGUGCCCCGAGUCCUCGACCAAGAAGGACAUGCUGGCCUACCUGGACCGCAUCGCCCUCUAUUGCCACCAGCUAAGCAUCACCUCGAAGGUCAAGGCCGACGUCCAGAGCAUCUCCGGGAACCUCAUCGUGUCUGCUCUGGAUUCGGCGACGUCUCUGAUCCAGGCUGCGAAGAAUUUGAUGAACGCCGUUGUCUCGACGGUCAAGUGUUCCUACAUCGCCUCUACUAAGUACAAACGUCAUUUCCAGAAUGAGGGGGGUCUUCGCGUCGUGUGGAGGAUGAAGGCCCCUGAGAAGAAGCCACUGGUGAGGCCGGUCCACCCAGAAGUGGUCAAGGCCAAGGUCAGGAAAGGAAGCCAGAAGAGGCCCGUGCCCCCUUCCCAGGUCCUGGCGGAAAUCGAACGCAUCGAGGAAUUUGUGUGAUGGAUUCGUCUGAUUCCUAUAAUCUACCCUUUUCAGAAGGCGAGUGUAUAGCUUCCCUCUGAGUUAUGGUCCACUUUUUUGUCCCCCUUGAGUUUUAUUUGUGUAGAUAGGGUGUCCAUAAAGUCCCAGCACCAUUCUGAGCUAUAAAUACUUGUAAUGGUACUGGGACUUUAUGGACACCCUGUUCAAUCAGGCCUGGCCUUAGGUAAUCAUUUAAGUUAAUCAAAUGUAUAACUGUCGGCUCAUGCGUUUCAUAAAUGUAAAAAUUAGACCUGAUAACCUGUCAUCUAUUUUCAGUUACUGGUGUAUCGUUACUUAAAUUCAAAUUUUAUAGGAUGGUGGUUCCUCUGCGAAUGCUUUUAAUAAAAUAUAUUCAUAAGUUUUGUAAAC